AUGCAAGCUAUCACCGCUAUUGCCUUGGUCGCCGUUGUCGCCAACGCCGCAUCUGUUCCGCAAGAUCGUCUAGCAAUCGAUGCUAACAUGGCACAUAUGGUUGCUGACCCCAUUGUUGCCACUUUCAAGGAGCACUUAGUUUUAAACGGAUGCUACGCCGAUGCCUCAUCACUUAUCAGAUGUACCGAGAAGGUCGCCCUUGGCGAGAUCAAUGCUGCUUGA
Sphaeroforma arctica JP610 is the source of this 222-nucleotide messenger RNA. RefSeq lists its product as hypothetical. The transcript has a single exon. Lineage: Eukaryota; Ichthyosporea; Ichthyophonida. The record is from RefSeq and is a predicted model, not a curated record. Bases 1 to 222 code for a protein of 73 amino acids.